Suillus paluster is the source of this 2033-nucleotide messenger RNA. Its product is annotated as WD40-repeat-containing domain protein. Lineage: Eukaryota; Fungi; Basidiomycota; Agaricomycetes; Boletales; Suillaceae. The coding region runs from base 447 to 1826 and encodes 459 amino acids. The record is from RefSeq and is a predicted model, not a curated record. The transcript is spliced from 5 exons. Gene Ontology annotation, molecular function: protein binding.
UGGCGACUUUUGAAAGAUUUCUUGUGAAAUUUCGGAUAAGGCCGGAACAACACUUGCAAACAUAGUCCCGAAGCAAUCUUGUGGGUGACGAUUAAGCUCCCGUAAGAAGGCAUCUUCGUGAGCAACUCGUGAAUGAAGACAGGCCCAUCGACUCCCGAACAAUCUUUACCCUUGCCAGAUAUCCUGUUCUAAUUCCGGCAAAGGUCUCUGACAUACACAAUCCACGAUCUAGCUGAGACACCAAGUGCCAACCAUGUCUCUCGCCCCCAGCAAGAAGCAACAAACGCCAGAGGUCAUACCGCGCCAGACGAUUAGAGGUCAUACCGACUGGGUAAAUGGUGUAGUAUGUCUGCCUGCAGGACGACGCAUCAUCACGAGUUCAAGCGACGGGUCACUUCGACUAUGGGACCUAGAAAGUGGCGCACAGAUAGGAGAGGACUGGAAAGAUGAGGGGAGAAGGCAAUAAUGUGGGAAUAGCAUUGUCUCCAAACGGUAACAUUAUUGGAAAUGGAAGUGAUGAUGGGAAAGUGAGGUUGUGGGACGUCGAAACGGGCAAGGUCAUUGCCAAAUGGACAGGACACAUGCGUGUGUGGUCAGUGUGCUGGAGUGCAGAUGGUGAACGAGUGGCGUGCGCAUCUAGCCUGGAAGGCGGGACGGUGAGAGUGUGGGAUAUCGAGAGCAGAAGAACGGUCCUGACAAUCAAGACCGGACACGAGUCUGUGUGGCAGGUGAUCAACUCGCCCGACUCAACAAUAAUUGCGACGGGCGGCUACAACGAGAAUUCAGUAAAAAUCUGGGAUGCUAUGACAGGCGAGUUGCUCGACACACUCAAACACGAUGAAGAAGUUAUCAGGUUGGCAUGGACGUCGGAUAACAAGAAACUUAUCUCCAGUUCAUUGGGUGGCUCAAUUAGGAUCUUUGAUACAACCAGUUGGGAGCAGAUCGCCAUUCUUGAGGGUCACUCAUACUCGGUCAUCAGCAUUUCUUUGUUUCGGAACAACUGCCUCCUUGCGAGCGCAUCUGAGGAUAACACAGCACGGCUGUGGAAUCUCGACACGAACCUCCCAGUUGGACCACCCCUCCCCCACAAAAAUCAUGCGAGAUGUGCAGCCUUUUCCGUUGACGGAACACGGCUAGUCACUGGUAGUGAUGACGGAAAUGCGUACGUGUGGGACAUCUAUGCGAUCCUAAAAGAAGCUGGCCUGGAAGAACUACUAUCUAUUCCCGAUGUCCCAGUUGGAAAGUCGUCAAAGAACACUGAUGCUACGCAACGUCCAGCUCAACUCAAGGAUGCUCGUCGACUACCGCCAGGCUUUUUCGAUAGUGUGCGAGACGGUAUUCACUCCUCCGCAACGCGCAAUACCCAUCCCCGUUCCUCUACCGGCCACGCUCUCACUCUGUCAUCCUCUUCGGCGAAUCCACACACGCUCUUCGGUCGCCUUUUGUCGCUCUUCCGCCACUCUCACUCCAAUACUGGUGAAGCAACCGAACUCCAGCAACGCCCCGCACGCACUCUCUUUUCUCCUCGUGGUCGUCAUGUUGUUGAUAUUUCUGCAGUACGAGACAAACGGGCAUUGGUUGUUGCUCCGCGUCGUGACCAGGCGAAACGACCACAGCAGCAGCAAAGCAAAUCACAAGGCCGAGCCCAGGCGUCGUCAUCGCAAUCUCAGCCUGUUGUCGCCUCGACAUCCGCAACAUCUCAUACUCCAGAUUCGAGUACUACCACGCCUGGCCCGACAGGCACGCAGUCACGACCCGUCCCAUUGUGGGCCCGUUUCGUGUUGUUUCUGUGCUGCGCAUCUCCUCCGCACACGAAUGGUCAUUAAUGCAGGCGCACAUCUAGUAUUUCAUCUUUGCCUUAGUUCCGUUUUAUUGAUACCUCAUUGUCAAUGUCUUUCCCUCGUUGUCAAUAAGUAUACAACAUAUUCCUUCAAGUUCAAAAAAAACAUGUAUCCUACAUAGCAACAUACAGUCAAGCAUCCCCUCAUGUCGUCCCAACGCAAACAGCUAGUGCCACCUCUUUGAUAACGAUG